CACAUAUUCACGAUGAUUGUGAUUCUAGUGCUUUUCUUAAUUUUUGUAAAAAUUAACAGAUUGUGAAAAAUGGAGUUAAAAGUGUUCAAAUGCACGUAAAAGCUAGAAUCUAUACUUAAAAAGCCAUUAUUUUAUGGCAGUAAAUGAUUAACCGUGCCAUAAAUAGUGUCACGAAAAAUCGAUGUAGAGGAAAUUGUGAAAAUUAAUCUUUGAAACAAUCGCCUUUUGCAUUGAAUGCACAUGUGCACAUACAUAUAUAUACGUUUGUAUAUAGUUUAAAGAACAUUUUGCUGUGUUUUAAAUAUGUAACGAAUAUGAGUUGUAUAUAUUCUAUGACGCAGAAAAGUAUCCUUUUUGUAUUCUACCAAAGAACACUGCUGAAACGUUAGCAAAGCCCGCCCCGUGCGUUUGAAGGUUCAAGACCGCAGUAUCAUACAAACUCAGAUAACUAAAGCUCAACGAAAGGAACAGCAGUUCCUAAAAUGUCUGACGGCAGUGUGCUGCACAUAAAACAGGAGUUGGACAUAAGCACCUCAUGCUGCAGUCCGACCACCUCCACCACAUUCGGUGUAAAUCGGUCGAAUUCGUAUUCGAAUGGAACCAGCGGUAGUACAAGCAGCACCAGCAGUGGUAGCGUCGUAAGUGGAGGUGGCACAGGUGCGAACACUUCCACCAGUGGCAAUAAAUCAUCACCUUCUGUGUCACCAGAGCGACAGCUGUGUAGCUCAACGACUACGCUAACGCCUGAUUUGCAGAGGGUCGCCUUUACUAGCUGCGAAACAAGUACUUCAACUCCCUUAAAAGGCAGCGAAUGUAAUGGCAGCAACAGCAAUUCUCUAGCUAACAGCAGUAACACCAUUAGUGGCGGUGGAGCUACAACUGGCGGCUCAAUACGCGACGAAUUGCGUCGUCUUUGCUUGGUAUGCGGUGAUGUUGCAUCAGGAUUCCAUUAUGGAGUCGCUAGUUGUGAGGCCUGCAAGGCGUUUUUUAAACGCACCAUACAAGGAAACAUAGAGUACACAUGUCCCGCUAACAAUGAAUGUGAGAUUAAUAAGCGUAGACGCAAGGCAUGUCAAGCGUGUCGUUUCCAAAAAUGUUUACUUAUGGGCAUGUUGAAGGAAGGUGUGCGACUGGAUCGCGUGCGUGGUGGUCGACAGAAGUAUCGACGUAAUCCCAUAUCAAACUCUUACCAAACAAUGCAGCUCCUUUACCAAUCCAAUAGUACCUCAUUAGAAGAUAUCAAAAUACUAGAGAUUCUAAACGCAUACGAGCCGGACGCACUUACGGUACAACAGCAACUAGAACAGCCGCACACAACUACCGAUGGCAGCAGCCAUGCAAGCAUCACAAAAGUCACGCAGAGUAGUAAAAUUAAGCUGGAGCAAAAUAAUUGCAAUAGUGGUGGCAGCAAUAGUAGCCACAGCGAGAUAAUAUCUUCCAGCAUGACAACAUCCACCCUACAGCCGACAUGCAUAUUUCAAAACAACAAUUGCGACGCAGACGAAAUUCUCUCCGUGCUCAGUGAUCUAUAUGAUAAGGAACUGGUAAGCGUAAUUGGCUGGGCUAAGCAGUUGCCCGGCUUCACUGAGUUGCCCCUCAACGACCAAAUGAAGCUUUUGCAAGUAUCCUGGGCGGAAAUACUAACAUUGCAGCUUAGUUUCCGUUCCGUGCCAUUUAAUGGUCGCCUAUGUUUCGCCACCGAUGUAUGGAUGGACGAAUCGCUAGCUAAGGAGUGUGGCUACACUGAAUUUUACUAUCACUGUGUGCAAAUUGCUCAGCGUUUGGAACGUUUGUCACCGCGACGGGAAGAAUAUUAUCUUCUGAAAGCAUUGAUUUUAUCAAAUUGUGAUAUUUUGCUAGAUGACCAAAGUUCAUUGCGAGCAUUUCGUGACACGAUCCUUAAUUCACUAAACGAUGUUGUGUGCUUAUUGCGUUACGGAUCCGCUGUCUCACAUCAGCAACAAUUACUCUUGCUGCUGCCUGCGUUACGACAGGCUGACGGUAUAUUACGUCGCUUCUGGCGAGACAUAUGCCAUGGGGGUAAAAUAACAGUAAAAAAAUUAUUUGUAGAGAUGCUUGAACCGGUGUCCAGGUGAGAACGCAUUUGUGCGAGUCGCAAGACGUGAAAGUUCCUGUAAAUAAGUACACAUAAUUCUCAUGCGCAAUUGGAAAGCAAUGUGGUGUGAUCAAAGCACAAAUAAGUAAAAACAGAAACUCAAUAUAUGUAUGUAUGUAGCUAUAGCGAAAAAAAAUAUACAUAGUUCAAUUAUUUUAAUAUCUGCAACGGUGGCGGUGAUUGUGGAAUAAAGGACAUUUGGGGCUUGCAAUGGUUUUAAGUAUUUUAAUGGGCCGUAUAAAUAAAAACUGAGCAAUUGCUUUUUUAAUUUCAGAUCUUUUUCUCGAUUUAUUUAAAAAAUUUAUGUUAAAGGUCUGGAAUUUUAAGAAAAAGAGAUUGCUUAGUUUUGUACAUACGGCACAAUAUGUACAUACAUAUCUGUGUUCGUAUGGAAAAGUAGCUUAUGUCAAAAGGCCGGCUUUAG
Rhagoletis pomonella (apple maggot) is the source of this 2540-nucleotide messenger RNA. RefSeq names its product steroid hormone receptor ERR2-like. Bases 483 to 2096 code for a protein of 537 amino acids. The record is from RefSeq and is a predicted model, not a curated record. The transcript has 3 exons. Lineage: Eukaryota; Metazoa; Arthropoda; Insecta; Diptera; Tephritidae. Gene Ontology annotation, biological process: regulation of DNA-templated transcription. Gene Ontology annotation, molecular function: steroid binding; nuclear steroid receptor activity; DNA-binding transcription factor activity. Gene Ontology annotation, cellular component: nucleus.